AUGAGUUGCCAGACCGUUAGUAAGGGCGAACUCAAGCUUAUCCUCAACAAUAUCGAUGAUACAGAUCUUGGAAGCACCAAACGCUUUACCAACACCGGCACACAGCAAGCCGAUAGGACCAGCACCAAAAACAACCAAUCUGUCACCAACGGUCAAUUUUGCAAGACGAUAAGUACGUCUAUUAAAAAAUUAGUCCUUGUAAUAAACUUUGCGGAAGAAAUCCAUGGUGUUGGUGAAAACCACAAGCAGAAUACCUCCUCCUGGUCCGAGUCUCAAAACCUUUGGCAGGAAUCCUUUAUACAAAGCACUGAAACCUUCUUCCUUCAUGAUAAGGGCAAGAGAUGGGAAGGUCCAGUUGUAUUUUCUAGCAACACCCUCAACCUUUGGAGUGUUUUGAAUACGGGACUUGACAACAUCGAAUGGGGUGUUGAACAAAGUACCAACAGUUCCUCCAAUGGCACCAGAGAUCAAAUCGUUAACAGUCUUCUGGGUUGGGGUUUCAGCCUUUGGCAGCAGAGAUCUAACUUGGAAAAUGACACCGAAAUAACCUGCAUUCCAGACAAUGUGUCUCCAUAG
Messenger RNA from Ogataea philodendri, 576 nucleotides. RefSeq lists its product as uncharacterized. The coding region runs from base 1 to 576 and encodes 191 amino acids. NCBI's taxonomy places the organism in Eukaryota, Fungi, Ascomycota, Pichiomycetes, Pichiales, Pichiaceae. The record is from RefSeq and is a predicted model, not a curated record. The transcript is spliced from 2 exons.